This is a messenger RNA of Rhineura floridana, 5070 nucleotides long. RefSeq names its product leucine rich repeat containing G protein-coupled receptor 6 (gene LGR6). NCBI's taxonomy places the organism in Eukaryota, Metazoa, Chordata, Lepidosauria, Squamata, Rhineuridae. Gene Ontology annotation, cellular component: membrane. Gene Ontology annotation, molecular function: protein-hormone receptor activity; protein binding; G protein-coupled receptor activity. The record is from RefSeq and is a predicted model, not a curated record. Gene Ontology annotation, biological process: G protein-coupled receptor signaling pathway. The transcript is spliced from 16 exons. The coding region runs from base 1 to 2766 and encodes 921 amino acids.
AUGCUUGCUCCAGCUGGGCUAAGACUGGAGCGGCUGUCGCCCUGGUGGCUUUUUCUGUCAUUUUCCUGCACUCUCAAGAUUGCGUCUCUGGACCAAGGAGCUGCGCCCCCCUGCCCGCCUCUGUGCCACUGCGAGGAAGAUGGCAUCAUGCUGUCAGUGGACUGCUCAGAGCUGGCGCUGUCCUCCGUUCUGGAGGGCUUGAGUCCCUUAACAGCCUACCUUGAUCUGAGCAUGAACAACAUCAGUGAACUUCUGCCUGGUAACUUCCACCAUCUGCGUUUUCUAGAAGAACUGCGCCUAUCUGGAAAUCAACUCACUAAGAUUCCAGGAGAAGCAUUUUCAGGCCUCUACAAUUUAAAGAUUUUGAUGCUGCAGAACAAUCAGCUCAGUCGGAUCCCAGCAGAAGCUCUGUGGGAUCUUCCAAACCUUCAGUCACUACGCCUGGAUGCCAAUUUGAUCUCUGUGGUACCGGAGAGGAGCUUUGAAGGGCUGCCUUCCUUACGCCACCUUUGGCUGGAUGAUAAUGCUUUGACCGAGAUCCCUGUUAAAGCACUCAAUAACUUGCCAUCUCUGCAGGCCAUGACAUUGGCACUCAAUCAAAUCUGGCACAUUCCUGACUAUGCCUUCCAGAAUCUCACCAGCCUUGUGGUACUACACCUGCAUAAUAACCACAUCCGGAGCCUGGGGAUCCAUGGCCUUGAAGGACUCCACAGCUUGGAAACUCUGGACCUGAACUAUAAUGAGUUGGUGGAAUUCCCAGUGGCCAUUAGGACACUCAGCCGACUUCAAGAGCUGGGCUUCCACAACAACAACAUCAAAGCUAUUCCAGAGAAGGCAUUUGCUGGGAAUCCAUUACUCCAGAUUAUGACUUUGACCCGGGCUGGGAUCCGUUUGCUUCCUGGAGGAAUGUGCCAACAGUUACCCAGCCUUCGAAUUCUUGAGCUCUCACACAAUCAAAUUGAGGAGCUACCCAGUUUCCGCUACUGCCAGAGGUUGGAAGAAAUUGUCCUUCAGCACAAUCGCAUCCACGAAAUUGGAGCAGACACCUUUGGGCAACUCACAGCCUUGCGCUCCAUAGACCUGAGCUGGAAUUACAUUCAGUCUAUCCACUCUGAGGCCUUUGUGACUCUCCUCUCUCUCAUCAAGCUGGAUUUGACUGAUAAUCAGUUGGUGACACUGCCAUUGGCUGGUUUGAGUGGACUGACUCAUCUGAAGCUGAAAGGCAACCCUGCACUGUCUGAAUCCUUCACUAAAGAAAGCUUUCCCAAGAUGAGAGUCCUGGAGGUGCCCUAUGCCUACCAGUGCUGUGCAUAUGGAGCAUGUGGCAAUUUCUUCAAAGUGUCCAAUCAAUGGGACUCUGAGGACAUGAAUCCUGAGGAUGAGGAUGGUCACAAGAGGACCUUGGGACUGUUUACAGGACACGCUGAUCAUCACUACGACCUGGACCUGGAUGAUUUCCAGCUGGAACUUGAGGAUUCAAAGCUACACCCCAAUAUCCAAUGUACACCCAGCCCUGGUCCUUUCAAACCCUGUGAGCACCUGUUUGAGAGUUGGGUGAUCCGCCUGGGUGUCUGGCUGAUCAUAUUGGUCUCCAUGCUGUGCAACGGGCUGGUCAUGGUGGUUGUCUUUGCUUCACCUGGCUAUCUGUCUCCAAUCAAGUUUGUCAUUGGCGCCAUUGCUGGAGCCAACAUGCUGACAGGCAUGUACUGUGCCAUUCUGGCCUUUGUGGAUGCAAUCACCUUUGGAAAUUUUGCAAAAUAUGGAGCCAGGUGGGAGACGGGUGCAGGGUGCCAGGUGACUGGAUUUCUCUCAGUGUUUGCUUCAGAGGCUUCAAUUCUUCUCCUAACACUGGCUGCUGUGCAGUGCAGUCUCUCAGUGUCGUGUAUGCGGACAUAUGGGAAGGUACCAUCCUUUGGUACUGUAAAGGCAGGUGCCCUGAGUUGUCUGGCACUCUCUUCAGUGGCAGCAGUGCUGCCUCUCUGCUCUGUUGGGGAGUAUGGGGCAUCCCCCCUCUGCCUGCCCUACCCACUCCCUGAUGGGAAGCCUUCCAUGCUGGGUUUCAUGGUGGGCCUGGUGCUGGUGAACACCCUCUGCUUUCUCAUUAUCACUGGGACAUACAUCCGCCUCCAUUACAACCUGCUGAAAGGUGAGUUUGACUCUGUCUGGGACUGUGCUAUGAUCAAGCAUGUAGCUUGGCUCAUUUUCAUCAACUGCCUUCUCUAUUGUCCUGUGGCCUUCCUUACCUUCUCUUCCAUGCUCAGCCUCUUCCUCAUUACCCCCCAAGUCAUCAAGUCUGUGCUGCUAGUGGUGCUUCCUCUGCCAGCCUGUCUGAACCCCCUGCUCUACCUGCUCUUUAAUCCACACUUCAGAGAUGACCUACGGCUCCUGAGGCAAAAGAGACAGGCCCGGGAGAGCUGUGCCCAGUCUUAUGUGUCUGAGGACACAGAGAAGAGCUCAUAUGACUCUACCCAGGCCCUAGUUGCUUUCUCUGAUAUGGAUCAUAUAUUUGAGGCACCAGACAUCUUUGGAGUGCCUUCUAGGUGCUCAUCAGUACUAGAUGCCUACAGUUUCCCAUCAGUGACUCUCAUCCCAUGCCAGCAAAAGGCAGGUGCCAGAGGACAUGACAGUAGCUUCUCCACUCACCUGUCCUACCUUGCUGAUGAUGAGCUGCUAAUUGCAUCGGAAAGCAGAGACCCAGCAAAGAGCAGCCUUCGGAUUGCCUUGUUUCCCACACCACCUGCGCCAGCCUUCACAUCUCACUUAUAAACAGUCUGCCAGCUUUGCAGACCCAGUAUAAAUUCCCUCAGUGAAAAGCCUAUGCAAGAGCCCAUCUGUAGUCACCAACAGUUUGGGACAAUAGCUGUUCUGGAAAAAGGAUGGCCCAGUUUAUUGCUUCUUCUGGAAACAGGGUUUGAUAGCCUGCAAGGUGCUGCCAACUCCAUGUAUCCUCACUUGCUGGAGCAUUGUCUUCUCCUCUCCUGCCACAGCAGUGUGUAAGGUAGUAUGUCUGUCAGGAGAGGGAAAACUAGGGAAUCACUGAGUUCAAAUCUUCUGAUGCAAGAAAGCAGGCUAUUACCUCAGAAAGCCAAAAGCCCUAGGACAAUGACAGAGUAGGUAUUAUUCUAAUGAUGUCAUGCCAAAUAAGAGAGUCACUGAACUAAUAUAUAGACAUGACAGUGCCUGCCGGGGUAGAUAGCCCAACACCAGCUGAACAUUUAAAAUGCCACAUCACUUUUCCAUGUUCCCUCUCUGUAAUAAGGCAUGCUAUCAGUUCUGUUCUGAAGAGGAGCUGAAGGUCUUUAAUUAUGGUCUUUAAUUUAGGAUGUUUCAAUUUCAUAGAGCCUGGUUUUUCAGAAAUGAUGCACCUAUCCAGGCCACAGAUGUCUAAAAUUUAGUACCAAGAAAUUAAGGCAACCAAAGUGAAGAUGAGAAUCCAAGGGCAGUGGCAAAGCCAGGAUUAGAUGAACUCACAAGGUUGUAUAAUGCCAAGAGGUAACCAUUUUGAUUAGAUUGAUCAAUUCGUUUCUGGUCUCACUGAAGCCGAUAAGUACAAAAUAUUCGGGUCUCUGAGCUAAAAUGUGAUGUUAGGAGGAUGGUGUGAUUCUAUAAUCUUGUGGCCCUCAUAUAAACACUUACAAAGACCAUAUAAUGUAUAGAUAUUCUUCUGCCUUGUAGCACCCACUCACUUUUUAGAGCUGCUGGUGUUACAGGGAAGAACACUAAGUACUGAGAAUGCCAAAAGACUGAAGAGAAGAAAUGCAAGGCUCAGACAUUCUCAUUAAUCACAAGCCAGACAUUCCCAACAUAAACUAUUCUUACCUUCUAAUCCAAGUCCAACACUGGGCAACUGCAGCUAAAGCCAACCAUUACACAUUCCAGAACCCAAUUACAUUGCUCUGAUUCUACAAAUAAUGUAGUUGUCAAUCACAAAAGCUUAACAAUCAUAAUUCAAGUCUAAAAAUAUUAUAUCUUAGCAAAUAUUUUUGACUUCUAGAAUUCAGCCUUCAUCUUCCUAGCCUUUUUUGCAACAUACGGAUAGAAAUCAUGAGAGCAAGCUCAGACCUCAAGCCUUUCCACCUAAAGGCACGGAUACUCUCAGUAAGAACUAUAGUCUUGCUGACAGAUGGGUAACAGUGACACAGGGCCAAUCUUGAGCUGGACCAUAAUUGGAGCCACGGCAUACAAGUAACUUGCUGCUUCAAUCUUGAUGGACUCAUUUCUAGAAAGAACAAGCUGCAGAAAUUAUCCCAACUGUUUAAGACUCUGUUCUCUGCUGAGGAGGCAUAGCUAUCAACACCAAUAAAUAACUUGUCCAGUGGCGUAGGAAGGAAUUCCUGUUGCAGGGAUUUCACUUGCAGGUCACAUUAUAGAACCUACAGUCUAGACUACAAAGGUAGUUCUGCUUUUAGGGAAGUUCUUAACAAAGUUAGGAGAGAAUCAUAGACUGAAACAGAGAGCAGGAUGUGGAAGAACUUUACAAACACACCAGAUAACUUUUCCUUCUAUCUCCUUAAGGAUGAUUUUGUCAAAAUAAUUCUAGUUACUGCAGACUUCUGGUCAGGUAAAACUCUAGUUCUUCAAGUCACCACUUCCUGCCUAGGCUUACUAAAUUACAGUUUAUGAAUGGAAGCUGGCUUAUACACCUUAGGAAGAUUCAUUAUGGGCUAGAGAAAAAUAUGCAACAAGUAUAAUGGGAAGCCCUUUUCCUAUUCAUCUUCUCUAGAAAUGAAGUAUUAACCAUACUUGGGAAGAAUUAUCCUCCUUGUAGGCAUCAGCUUGAGUGAGGCUCAGUCAACUCUUAAAAACAGAAACCCUAUAAGUCAUACCAUCAAUACUGCUGUGUCCUGAAGCAACCACAUUAAGGCUAAGAAAAGUAUUAGAUGAAAUGCCUUUACACACCAUGUUUAUGUUGUCUGUAUAUACACGAUGCCAUAUAUGCAAUAUCCAGCAUGCGUGUGUUUGUAUAUUAUGUGUAUAUUUUAUAGAGAGAGCUAUAUAGCCAUUUUCCAUCUUUUACUGACCCUUGUUUGAACUCUUACCUUUUUUUGUAUAUUGAUUUGUAAAGCACUC